Molecule: messenger RNA, 1437 nt
Organism: Paramecium primaurelia
Lineage: Eukaryota; Ciliophora; Oligohymenophorea; Peniculida; Parameciidae
Source: the annotation of a GenBank genome assembly
AUGUAGAUUAGAUGUACCUAAGCUGAUCAUCAAAAUCAAUAAAUAAUUGGAUUUUGCAUAGAUAGCACAUGCCCAAAUUAAAGGCCUUAUUGUCACUAUUGCUUGCCUCAACAUAGUCAACAUCUUGAAAAAUUAACAUAUUUUGAACUUUUUAAUGAAUGGAUUUAGAAAAGAAUCAUUAAUGCUCAAAAUGUAUAAAAGAAUGUUUAAGAGUGUAAAUUAUCUCUUGAUUCCCUUCUAAAUAAGUUGAUUCCUUAUUUGAACUUUAAUAUAUAAUAAUUCUCAUAAAUAGGAAUUUCAUAGAUAGAUAACAUGAUAAAGGGCUUAUGUUAAUUAGAAGGUUGUGAGGAAAUAUUAUUUAAAUAACUUAAAUAAUCUAUCGAAUAAAUCAAAUAGAGUAAUUAGUAAUAUCAAAGUGUUGACUUAAAACAAUCAAAAAUAGAAUAGCCAUAAAACCAAAGUACUUUUAAAGCAAAUUCAAACUAAUUCACCUUUUAGCUCAUGAAUUAAAACUCAAUAAGGGUUGAUAAUUGUUGUUUUGCUUUUGCAUUUAAUAAAGAUUAAUCUAUUGUUUUAGCUGGAUGUAAAUAGCAUAUUAAAGUAUUUGAAAAUCAAUAAGGAAAAUUGAAUCAAGUUUAAUUAUUGAGUAAGCAUACAGAUGAUGUACAUACUUUAAAUUUUAUGAAAAAGACAAAUAAUUUUGUAUCUGGAAGUAGCGACAAUUCAAUUAUAAUAUGGUAGGUGAUUGGAAAUAAUUAAUGGAAUUGUUAAUAAAUAUUAAAUGGUAAUUCAAAUUCGAUAGAUUGUUUAUUGAUAAAUAAUACUGAUGAUUUAAUAAUAUCAGGUAGUUAUGAUAAAACAAUCAAAUUUUGGAUUAAAUAUAAUUAAUGGAUAUGUUAAUAAACCAUUAGUGAUCUUGGUUUUGUAUAUUCAUUAAGUUUAAAUGAAUAAUAAAAUAAAUUGAUAUCUUGUUCAAGGGAUUCAUAAAUAUUAAUAAUAGAAUAGUCUAAGUUGGAUAAAUACUGGAGUGUUACAUAAAAGAUAAAAGUUGAUGUAUAUGGAUAACGAUUAUGUUUUAUUAAUGAUAACUUAUUUACAUUCUAACCUUAUUGUAAAGAUUAAAUGCAUAUAUAUGAAUUGGAUAUUAAUAAUAAAUAGUAUAACAAAAUUAAACAAAUUGAAGUAAAGUUUGAUUCAUAUAUAUGUGAUUGUUUAUUUCCAUAAUAAUACAUAAAAUCAAAAAGCAUACUUGUGAAUAAGACUGGCAAGAAAGUGAAUUUAAUGAGAAAGAAACAAAAUGGGGAUUUUAUUAUUUAAUAAUGUAUUUAAUUUGGUAGUUAUAAUAUUUAUGGACAAUUAAGUGAUGAUGGAGAGUAUUUAAUCACUUGGGAUUCAGGAUCUAAAGAGAUCUAAAUAAGAAGGUAUAAGGAAUAAUGA